Messenger RNA from Aphanomyces invadans, 294 nucleotides. RefSeq lists its product as hypothetical. Lineage: Eukaryota; Oomycota; Saprolegniomycetes; Saprolegniales; Verrucalvaceae. The transcript has a single exon. The coding region runs from base 5 to 235 and encodes 76 amino acids. The record is from RefSeq and is a predicted model, not a curated record.
UUACAUGGUCUUCAUUCGUCUGACCAUCGUCGCCGCCAUGGCCGCCGUCACAACGGGCCAGUGCAAAGCUGUUGUCGGAGGCACCGUCACAAUCAACAAGAUGGGCGAUGCCUUCUACCAAAUGCCAGGCACCGUCGUGUCCAUCAACAACGCCCUGUCCGCCCCAUUUCUCAUCACGGUGGCGGGGAAGCUCGGGGGCAAAGGGUACUACAAAGGGUCGGACCUCAAGUGCUAAGUCGGUACAUCGAAUAAACCAUCAAUAAUACGACACAUGAUUGCCUUUGGAAGUCCCGC